UCUCCCACGUGUUCUCUCCCAUCCAGCGACUGCGGCGCCCUCCCUGACCCAGACCCUCCGCCCCUAGAAUCGACUGGCAGCGCAGCCCCCCAACCUCGCACUGGUGUCGGAUGCGAGAGUCUGUGCUCAAGUAAGAAAUCAGUCAUUGGAGACAUUCAAGCAAAGGUUGGACAACUAAUUUUCCGAACAAAAGGAAACUCAUGCAUCAGAAAAGGUGACUAAUAAACAUACCUUUAGAAUAUGGCUGCACAAAUACCAGAAUCUGAUCAGAUAAAACAGUUUAAGGAGUUUCUUGGAACCUACAAUAAACUUACAGAAACCUGCUUUUUGGAUUGUGUUAAAGACUUCACAACAAGAGAAGUGAAACCUGAAGAGACCACCUGUUCCGAACACUGCUUACAGAAAUAUUUAAAAAUGACACAGAGAAUAUCCAUGCGAUUUCAGGAGUAUCAUAUUCAGCAGAAUGAAGCCCUGGCAGCCAAGGCAGGACUUCUUGGCCAACCACGAUAGAGAAGUCCUGAUGGAUGGACUUUUGAUGAAAGAUUGGCAGCAGCGGUUGUGAUGGAAGAGAGGAUUCAUCUUGAUAGAAUCCCAGGAAAGCAGUAGCCACCCUAUUAAACUGUCAGUCAUGACUCUGGCAAACGGAAACAACUGGGGAAACAAAAUUGCUGUUUACCGAGAAUAAUCAAAAUAGAAGGUCUUAUUGUUCAAUGAAAAUAAUCAGAUGCAACAUUUGUUGAGGCCUUAAGAUUCAGCAGCUUGGUAAUUUCAUUAGAAAAAUAAACCAUUGUUUCUUCAAUUAUGACUAUUAAUUUUAAAGCAAAAGAUGUGUUCAAUCAUGUAUGAGAUAGAAACAAAUUUUUUAUUACUAAAAGUAAAAUAAAUGGAAAUAUCACUGAA
Messenger RNA from Lutra lutra (Eurasian river otter), 900 nucleotides. It is a transcript of the gene TIMM9, whose product is annotated as translocase of inner mitochondrial membrane 9. Lineage: Eukaryota; Metazoa; Chordata; Mammalia; Carnivora; Mustelidae. The transcript has 5 exons. The record is from RefSeq and is a predicted model, not a curated record. Bases 241 to 510 code for a protein of 89 amino acids.